AUUCCUCAGGACACAGAGCUUCCUCUCUCCCAGGAGCCAUGAAUAUCCUGAUGCUGACCUUCAUUAUCUGUGGGUUGCUAACUCGGGUGACCAAAGGUAGCUUUGAACCCCAAAAAUGUUGGAAGAAUAAUGUAGGACAUUGCAGAAGACGAUGUUUAGAUACUGAAAGGUACAUACUUCUUUGUAGGAACAAGCUAUCAUGCUGCAUUUCUAUAAUAUCACAUGAAUAUACUCGACGACCAGCAUUUCCUGUGAUUCACCUAGAGGAUAUAACAUUGGAUUAUAGUGAUGUGGACUCUUUUACUGGUUCCCCAGUAUCUAUGUUGAAUGAUCUGAUAACAUUUGACACAACUAAAUUUGGAGAAACCAUGACACCUGAGACCAAUACUCCUGAGACUACUAUGCCACCAUCUGAGGCCACUACUCCCGAGACUACUAUGCCACCAUCUGAGACUGCUACUUCCGAGACUAUGCCACCACCUUCUCAGACAGCUCUUACUCAUAAUUAAUUAACAUUUACUUCUGGUAUGGAACAACUAGAAAUACUGCUGGAAAUAAUAUCCAAAGAGCUGAUUCUACCAAUCCAAUUUCACCAGGAAAAUUCCAUCAGGGAUUGGAUGACCAUGGGGAUGGACAUAAUUGCUACUACCAACACAACAGCCAAGAGAGUUGCCUUACAAUUAGAAAUGUGUAGACAGAAAUGUAUAGAAGAUACAAGGAUUCUCUUAAUUGGACUUAAAUUCUUUAUCUGUCUUCCUCCGAUGUACUCAAAUAUAUGAGCUAAUUUUUGUCUUAAGUGAACAUUUGUAUAUCUAUGUAUUUUUCCAUGCCAAAAACAAAAACGAAGACCAUUGUUUGGAGCUGCCUCUUAUGACUAAGACAAGAAUUUUUACUUUAACAGUGCCUGGCCCACUACUAUCGUAUAUAGGAGAACAUAUAAAAGCAUAUAGAAAGUUCCAGAUGAAUGUUCCCUUCUCUACCCUCCACCUUUUAUUGUAAGUUCUGACCCUAAAUACUUUUCUGUGUCAUGACGUCAAAUUUUGUUUAAGGUUCUAGCUGGUAACUAACAGAGUCAGAAGCUAAUUCUUUCAUUCAACACAAGCACUGAUCUAACUGGAUAGAGAUAAAAGUGGGACUUGCCUUGAGAGUACAUCAUAUUAAAUUAAAAGCUGCAUCUCAAAUUCUA
Molecule: messenger RNA, 1186 nt
Organism: Homo sapiens (human)
Lineage: Eukaryota; Metazoa; Chordata; Mammalia; Primates; Hominidae
Gene: DEFB125
Product: defensin beta 125
Exons: 2
Coding region: 39-509 (156 amino acids)
Biological process (GO): defense response to Gram-negative bacterium; innate immune response
Cellular component (GO): extracellular region
Source: RefSeq, marked reviewed